UCCCUCCCGCGCGCGCGGCUCUCCCAGGCGGCCUCUGACGCGGGGCCUGCGCGGGGCGUCCUGGAGACUCCGGCGCGAUGGAAGCGACGGCGCCGGCGGCGGAGGCGGCGGGCCCCGAGGAGCUGGACAUGGACGUGAUGAGGCCCUUAAUCAGCGAGCAGCACUUCGAUGGGACGUCUGACGAGGAGCAGGAGCAGGAGCUCCUCCCGGUCCAGAAGCACUACCAACUCCCGAGCCAGGCGGGCAUUUCAUUUGUACAAACUCUUAUGCAUCUUCUCAAAGGAAACAUUGGGACUGGCUUGUUAGGACUUCCAUUGGCCAUAAAAAAUGCAGGAAUAGUGCUGGGACCCAUCAGUCUUGUGUUUAUAGGGAUUAUAUCUGUUCACUGUAUGCACAUUUUGGUACGUUGCAGUCACUUUCUAUGUCAGAGGUUUAAAAAACCCACAUUAGGCUACAGUGACACUGUGAGCUAUGCGAUGGAAGCAAGUCCUUGGAGCUGCCUUCAGAAGCAAGCAGCCUGGGGAAGGAGUGUGGUUGACUUUUUUCUCGUGAUAACACAGCUGGGAUUCUGUAGUGUUUAUAUUGUCUUCUUAGCUGAAAAUGUGAAACAAGUUCAUGAAGGAUUCCUGGAGAGAACAGUAUUUGUUCUGAAUGGCACCAAUUCGUCGAUACCAUGUGAGAGAAGUAUUGACCUCAGGACAUACAUGCUUUGCUUUCUUCCAUUUAUAAUUCUCUUGGUCUUCAUCCGUGAACUGAAGAAUUUAUUUGUGCUCUCGUUUCUUGCCAAUUUGUCCAUGGCUGUCAGUCUUGUGAUCAUUUAUCAAUAUGUUAUCAGGAAUAUGCCAGAUCCCCACAACCUUCCAAUAGUGGCAGGCUGGAAGAAAUACCCACUCUUUUUUGGCACUGCUGUAUUUGCUUUUGAGGGCAUAGGAGUGGUCCUUCCACUAGAAAAUCAAAUGAAAGAUUCCAAACGCUUCCCCCAGGCGCUGAAUAUCGGCAUGGGGAUUGUUACAGCUUUGUAUAUUACAUUAGCUACCUUAGGGUAUAUGUGUUUCCGUGAUGAAAUCAAAGGUAGCAUAACUUUAAAUCUUCCCCAGGAUAUAUGGUUAUAUCAAUCAGUGAAAAUUCUAUAUUCCUUUGGCAUUUUUGUGACAUAUUCAAUCCAGUUUUAUGUUCCAGCAGAAAUUAUUAUACCUGUAGUAACAGCGAAAUGUCAUGCUAAAUGGAAACAAAUUUGUGAAUUUACUAUAAGGUCCUUCUUGGUUAGUAUUACUUGUGCGGGGGCCAUUCUGAUCCCACGUCUGGACAUCGUCAUCUCCUUUGUUGGAGCCGUGAGCAGCAGCACCUUGGCCCUCAUCCUGCCCCCUCUGGUGGAGAUUCUGACCUUCUCCAAGGAACACUACAACAUAUGGAUGGUUCUGAAAAAUAUUUCCAUAGCCUUCACUGGAGUUGUUGGUUUCUUGCUAGGUACAUAUGUAACUGUUGAAGAAAUUAUUUAUCCUACUCCCAAAGUCACAACUGGCAUGCUACAAACCCCCCCUCUAAAUUUAAGUUCAACAUGCCUUACAUCUGGUUUGAAAUAGAAGAAGCAGAAUUCUGAGUACUCUACUUUUUCUCAUUUCUAAAACUGAUAAAAUAAGUAGUGGGAUACAAUGCCAAACUACUUAAAAGUAGAACCAAGCACUGAUUUUUGGUUGUUUUGUUUGCUUUUGGCAUUAUAUUUGGAGAGUUUAAUGUAAGUCUUUACCAGCAGUGUUUGAUAAAUUGUGACAAAUCCCUGGUUUUAAUUAUCAGCAAUAAUUUUUUAAAAACUUGAUUUUAAAACACUAAAAUGUGAACAAUUAGAGAAUAAACAGUUUUCUAUUAUUUGUUGCCUCAAUCAGCACUACUUGCACCAAGGCCUCUUGCUUUUACCCCAAGAUGUCCUUUCACCAUCCAGUUGGGGAUGGUUUACAAAAAGAACAGAAACCCUUGGAUCUUCCCAGCGUCCAUGUCCAAGUAUGCUUUAUGCACCGAUGUGAAACUCUUAAUUAGGCUUUCAAUAGAUAACCAAAUACCUUUAAGCCCCUGGAAGUAUAGAAAACUCCCACCAACCAUAAUGUAAGCAUAUAGAAAUUCCUAUAACCAGAAGUAUUCACAAAACAUUUUAUAAUAGCAAUUGAUCUUUAUGAUGAAAACCACAAAACACUGUGAAAGAAUCAAAAUUAGUGUUUCGAUAAAAUCUGAAAAGACUUGAAAGUUUAUCCACUACAAGUCCCACUUUUUUCACCUGAGGAAACUAAACCAAGAAAUGUUUUGUGACCCCACAAGAAAAAUCAAGCUUCUGACUCCUAGUCCAGGAUUCUUCCAUAUUUCACUUUACAUCCAAAAAAACAAAUAAAUUGUGUUUAGUUUAAUUUUAACACCGGGUCUGUUUGAUUAUUAUUCUGGUAUUUUAAGAUGGGC
Molecule: messenger RNA, 2445 nt
Organism: Sorex fumeus (smoky shrew)
Lineage: Eukaryota; Metazoa; Chordata; Mammalia; Eulipotyphla; Soricidae
Gene: SLC36A4
Product: solute carrier family 36 member 4
Exons: 11
Coding region: 78-1583 (501 amino acids)
Biological process (GO): L-alanine transport; amino acid transmembrane transport
Cellular component (GO): vacuolar membrane
Molecular function (GO): L-proline transmembrane transporter activity; L-alanine transmembrane transporter activity
Source: RefSeq, a predicted model, not a curated record